Molecule: messenger RNA, 4128 nt
Organism: Cercocebus atys (sooty mangabey)
Lineage: Eukaryota; Metazoa; Chordata; Mammalia; Primates; Cercopithecidae
Gene: ZSCAN23
Product: zinc finger and SCAN domain containing 23
Exons: 4
Coding region: 1938-3107 (389 amino acids)
Biological process (GO): regulation of transcription by RNA polymerase II
Molecular function (GO): RNA polymerase II cis-regulatory region sequence-specific DNA binding; DNA-binding transcription factor activity, RNA polymerase II-specific
Source: RefSeq, a predicted model, not a curated record
ACCACUGCACUUCUGCCUGGGCAAAAAGAGCAAGACUCUGUCUCAAAAAAUAAAAAAUAAAAAAGAAUAAACAACCAGAUCUGCCUGUGUUCUCUACUACCUCAUACUACCUUCUGCUUAUCUAAGGUAAAUAAAAUAUAUGGGCUUAUAUCAACUCUGUGUGCACAUGUGUACAUGUGUAUAUACGAUUGCAAAUGCAUAGAAAAGGACACAUUCCAGUCUUUAAGACUGUUUAUUUCAGGGUAGUAGAACUUGGUGAAAGAAUUCUAUAUUCCUCUCUACUUUUUGGAUUUUAAAAAAUGGUUCUGAAGAGAAGUAAUAGUACAAGGUAAAUUGUGACUGAGGGUGAAAGGUGGGACUCAUACAGUACAUGACAUGUGAGCGGGCAGGAGGAACAGGGUGAGCUGAAAUGGAUAAAGAAGACUUCAGAGAGGAUGUGAGAUUUGAAUCAAGCUGCAGAGAUUGGGUAGGGUUUGAAUAAGGGAAGAAGGCAAGACCAAGCUCAUGGCACAGGGAUGAGAAACGCCUGAUUAGAAUAGUGAAGAGAAAAACCUGACUGGAGGUGAGAGUUUUUGCUUGUGGAAUAGAGGAAACCAAGAGUGGAGCCAGACAACAGAAGCUAAAGGUCUGACUGGUUUUAAACUGUGCUUGAGAGUUUGGGAAUUCAUCCAAUUAGUGAGGAGCCAUAGAUGGUGUCAGCGGAGGUGAGGGUCGUGGGAUGUAUGAUGAUAAAGGCACGUUUGUAUUAUGUGCUGCUUAGUCUUCACCUACGUGCCUAUCCUUGUUAAAGAUAAUCCUUCCAUGAGGAUGAUGGUAGAUUUGGGGGUGUUGAGCUUGCUGAGGCUCUAGGAGGAACAACUUUAAAAUGCAGAUGCAUUUUUUAAGGUAAGAUUUAUUAUACUAAUUAUAUACGUGGCAUAUACAUUGAGGUUGUGAUCCUGAAUGGAAGAUUAGGAACUCUAUGUUUGUGACCAGGAGGGCAGGAUUACAAAAAACUGGGGAAGCCUUUUGGAGACACUGGGUUCAAAGAACUCAGGUAUGCUGGUGCAAGGAUCUGGGUAUUAAGGCCAGCAGAUAAAAGCAAAAUCAGGUGAAUGAAAGCAAAAAUGAACCCAGAGUAUACAGAGAAAAUAGGGAAAUUUAUAUUUGGGAAACUGUGUAAAGAUUUGAAACACCACAUCCCAGAAAUGAAUUUUUCUGGGCAGAGUUCUAAGAUUCAGCUGCAUUGUCUUUGAAUAGAAAAACUUUGACUUGAAACCAAGUGGCACAGGUGGUAAAUAAGAAAAAGACAUUUUUCGGACCCUAGAAGAUUGAAAAAAACAAGAAAGUGUGAGUGGCUGUUUCAUCCUUUGAAUCCAUGGUAUGUUUAUUCAGUAAUGUGAGUACAUAUUCUGAAUUUAGCUAUUUGAUAUUUGUACCACAAAACUUUCUUACCCUAGAACAAAUUCAGCAGACCGUGUUUCAGGCCAUGAUGAUCUCUUCCCUGGAUGAUUGUCAUAGCAUCCCUCUCUGCCUCCACUUAACCCCAAGGUCAUUGACACAGCAGCUAGAGUUAUGCUUUUGUAUUAAAUGUAAGUAAAAUUUUGUUACCGCUUGGCUCAAAAAUCCCCAAUGGUUUCCAAAUUUCAUUGAGUACAAGCUAGAGCCCUUACCACUGCCUUUCAUGAUCAGUUCCCAAGCUCCCUGCUUUAUCUCCUGUCAAUUUCCCUUUUGUUUUCUUUGUUCCAGUCAUUGUUCAACUAGCUAUUACCUGAAGAAUCCAGGUGUGUUCCCAUCUGCACAAAUUUGCACUUGCAGUUCCCUUUGCAUGGAACAGUCUUUCUCCAGAUAGCCAUGUGACUUGCUCCUCACUUCCUUCAGAUCUCGGGGUUUCCAGAAGAAAAGAUCAAGGGAGAAUUAUCAAGAAUAGAUUCUUUUUCUGAAUAGUUAAACCUUUGAUGGCCAUAACCUUGACCCUUCAGACUGCAGAGAUGCAGGAACGACUUCUGGCAGUGAAGGUAAAGGAGGAAGAGGAGGAACAUUCCUGUGGGCCAGAAUCAGGCCUGUCAAGAAAUAACCCUCAUACCAGAGAGAUCUUUCGUAGACGCUUCAGACAGUUCUGCUAUCAGGAGACCCCUGGGCCCCGGGAGGCUCUUCGAAGACUCCAGGAGCUCUGCCAUCAGUGGCUGAGACCAGAGAUGCACACCAAGGAGCAGAUCCUAGAGCUGCUGGUGCUGGAGCAGUUCCUGAGUAUCCUGCCCGAGGAGCUCCAGGCCUGGGUCAGACAGCACCGUCCUGUGAGUGGAGAGGAGGCAGUGACUGUGCUGGAGGAUUUGGAGAGAGAGCUGGAUGAACCAGGAGAGCAGGUCCUGAGCCAUGCUCAUGAACAGGAAGAGUUUGUAAAGGAGAAGGCAACUCCAGGAGCAGCUCAGGAGUCAUCAAAUGACCAAUUCCAAACCUUGGAAGAGCAACUUCGGUAUAAUUUGCGAGAGGUGUGCCCAGUUCAGGAGAUUGAUGGCAAGGCUGGGACUUGGAAUGUGGAGUUAGCCCCAAAGAGGGAGAUUUCUCAGGAAGUGAAAUCUCUUGUACAAGUUCCUGGAAAACUGAAUGGUAAUAUUACUCAGAUGCCUGAGUAUGAAGCUAUCUGUGACCACGAGGGCAGAUUGGAAAAGCAAAGGGUGAGCUCUUCAGUGGAGAGACCCUAUAUCUGUAAUGAAUGUGGAAAAAGCUUCACCCAGAAUUCCAUCCUUAUUGAGCACCAGAGAACACACACAGGUGAGAAGCCUUAUGAAUGUGACGAGUGUGGGCGGGCCUUCAGCCAGCGGUCAGGCCUAUUCCAGCACCAGAGACUCCACACUGGGGAGAAGCGCUACCAGUGCAGUGUUUGUGGCAAAGCCUUCAGCCAGAAUGCCGGGCUUUUCCAUCACCUCAGAAUUCACACUGGGGAGAAACCUUACCAGUGCAAUCAGUGCAAUAAGAGUUUUAGUCGACGUUCAGUCCUCAUUAAGCAUCAGAGAAUUCACACUGGAGAGAGACCUUAUGAAUGUGAAGAAUGUGGCAAGAACUUCAUUUACCAUUGCAACCUAAUCCAGCAUCGGAAAGUCCACCCUGUGGCUGAAUCAAGCUAGCUCCUUGGAACAGGUAGGGAAAAGUAUUUCUCACUUUGUCCCUGCUAUGUCCUCUAGCAUAGAGAGUUCAAGGGAAAGCCAGUAAAAAUUCCCUUAUUUUAUACAGAGAAGCAUAAUAUCUUAAAUACAUCUGCCAAGUUCUCUGAUCAGUGACAUCUACAGCUUUACGAUACUGAAUGUUGCCUCUUGUGUUAAUUUCAUCAUGUAUGCUGUAGACCUAGUUUCACACACAUCUGUGCAAGAAGUUUUCUAAGUAUAUUUCAGGAAAACUUCUUCAUCCUAGUUUUUAAAAACUUUAAAAAAAAAGUUUAAAAUAAUUCUAUGUAGGCUGAGUACAAAAUAAUCUCAAAGGGAAUUCACUGAGUAUUUAAAAAUUAAUUUAAAAAUAAUUGCAAUAAAAUUCAUAAUAUAGGUUUCCUGACUUCAUUCACAUAAAAUAUGAUAAUUUGCUUUUUAACCUACAAAAAGGAGCAGAUGAAUCCUCCUAUAUAAAUGUAGAUUUAUAGUAAGUUGGAUUUCUGUAGAUUUUUUAGUAAGUUAACCUUUAGGAACCAAGGAAUUGAAGCAGCCAUGUGUUAUUCGCAGCUCAGUGGCUCUUCGUAACAAAUAUUGCUCAUGAUUUUAAAUUUAUGCAGAGGCUAAGAAACUUAGCUAAAAAUCUGAUAUCUCGCUUCAGAUUUUUUAUUGGAAAAUAUAGGCCUAUGUAUUUUUCCCGUAACAUAUAAUGAGCAUUUUUUGUUUUUGCCUUUUUCUCCUUUAUUCAAUAUUUUGUAUGGAAAAUUUGAAACAUAUUCAAGAUUGAAGAGAAGAAGUAUGAUCACUCUUUCAUGUUGAUUGUUUUUAUAACCUCCACAUUUCUCAGCAUUUACUAUUGAUUACCACCAAGGUCAUACAUAAAAAAAUUUCUUUCCCUUAACAUUGACUUAGUAACUCUUUACAAAGCUUUAUACAAGGUCCAGGAGACAAAGAAAUGGAAAACCUAUGGUGAAAACAAUCUGGUUUGGAAUACACCCAAAUACCC